AUGACCUCAUCGUAUGAAGUGGGGAUCGGACCAUAUGGUUCCAUCACAAGGGACAGUCAUUUUGAGUUUCUCUUCCAGUGUAGAUAUUCGGGAACUUCCGUGGAAGCUCUGGUUGUGGAGGUCAACUCUGUUCCUCCACCUCCACCAGUAGCUGCUCCUGGACCUCUCAGGGUGGAGCUCAGACUGGCCAAUGGCCAAUGUGUCACCAAAGGCUGUGCUGAAGGGGAUGAGGCCUACACGUCCUACUACAGUGACGCUGAUUAUCCCAUCGCAAAAGUCCUGCGAGAGCCUGUGUAUGUUGAGGUGCACAUUAUGGAGAGGACUGACCCCAACAUUCAACCCGGGAACAAUUGCCGGAACACUUUACCCAUGUAUUUUCCGGAAUCGCAGUGUGAUAGGGGCUUUGAACACUACUACAACCAUCAUCCCAUCUGUCCUUUUGCCAUUUCAGAGGAACUUUACCUAUUGAAGUCUCAAAGGCAAAGUGAUUAUAGUUAUUAUGAGAUGUUACUCUUAUUAGUAAUUCUGAGAUGGUGUGAAUGCAGCUAUAAAUGAACUUUAUUGUGAAAAA
Carassius carassius (crucian carp) is the source of this 571-nucleotide messenger RNA. Its product is annotated as zona pellucida sperm-binding protein 1-like. Gene Ontology annotation, biological process: prevention of polyspermy; binding of sperm to zona pellucida. NCBI's taxonomy places the organism in Eukaryota, Metazoa, Chordata, Actinopteri, Cypriniformes, Cyprinidae. The record is from RefSeq and is a predicted model, not a curated record. The transcript is spliced from 4 exons. Gene Ontology annotation, cellular component: egg coat. Bases 1 to 555 code for a protein of 184 amino acids. Gene Ontology annotation, molecular function: acrosin binding; structural constituent of egg coat.